Molecule: messenger RNA, 2001 nt
Organism: Hyaloscypha bicolor E
Lineage: Eukaryota; Fungi; Ascomycota; Leotiomycetes; Helotiales; Hyaloscyphaceae
Exons: 5
Coding region: 1-2001 (666 amino acids)
Molecular function (GO): lyase activity
Source: RefSeq, a predicted model, not a curated record
AUGGAUAUUCGACUUCCAAACAAACUACGCACACCGGCAGUCUCAAACAUAGCCACCCCUGUAUUGGACCAAGACUCCAAGCAGACUACAAGUGUUCAACUCGGAGCUCUUAUUUCAAUUAUCCAACCAUCACACCCGAGAUUGUUUGCCACGGAGCAGGAAUGGGAUAGACUUCCGGAGGUGAUAGGGACAGACUCAUACAUGACACAAUGGCAUCAAACUAUCUCGGAGCGGGCUGAGAUCUGGCGAACCAGACCCCAUGUUAACUACUCCUUAGAAGGCAUAUCCGGUAACGGGGUCCUAGAUACCGCGCGUGAAGUCCAGUUACGUGUGAAACAUUGGGCCUACAUGUUUCGUGUGACACGAGAUACGAAAUGGAAGAGCCGAGUGUGGGAAGAACUUCUCGUGGCCUCGGGAAACUCAACAGUGUACUUCGGUGUCGAUGGAGACAAUUGGAACAGCCAGCAUUGGCUUGACAUAGGCGAGUUUCUCGUUGCCUUUGCUUACGCUUACGACUGGAUGUACGAUGCGUGGAGACCCGAAGAACGCGAAGGCAUCAUGUGGUCUAUCAUUUCAUUAGGUCUUACAAAAGGACUAGAGGCGUAUAACGAUGAGGCAUGGUUCCUCCGUGCCAAAGGUAAUUGGAACUGUGUAACGAACGGUGGCAUCAUCAUUGCUUCUCUUGCGAUUUACCGCGAUGAUCCUACUGGGGUCGCAGAGGCACUGCUAGGGCGUGCAAUUAAGAACGCGAGGGAACACUGCGCACAAGCUGUCCAGACGGAUGGAACUUGGGUCGAGACGCCUGACUAUUGGCAUUUUGGGACACAAGCUCACGCGCAGUUGGCAUCAGCGCUCCUUUCGGCCACCGGGAGCACCCAGGGGCUUCUGACAGCAAACCGAGGUUUCAAAGACACCGGAAUGUUCCAUAUGUAUAACAACGGGAUGACAGACAAGUUCAAUUACGGGGAUUGUGGGCCGAGGAAGAUCACAGCCACGGCCAACUCGCUCUUCUUUUACGGAGACCAAUUUAUGAUGCCGGCAUAUACGCUGUACCAAAGGGUGAAGGCUGAAGCUGCCGAUCCCCUAUCGAUGCUCUGGUAUAAACCGCAAUUGAAGGGCUCUUGGUACUCCAAUCUCCCGCUUGACCGGAGCUUCGACAGCCCAGAUGGUGCUUGGGUAUCUUUACGGAGUUCUUGGUCAUCAGCGACCGGAUUGUUCGUCGCAAUGAAGGCGGGGAAGUCAACAGGGCAUGCGGCACAUGGCAACCUAGAUGCCGGUGACUUCGUGCUGGACGCUUUGGGAGAAAGGUGGGCAAUUGAACUCUGCCACCAGGACUAUCUUUCACACGGCUAUUUCGCCGGCGAGUCGCAAGACAGUGAUCGCUGGCUGUACUACAGAACUCGGACCGCCGGGCAGAACACGAUACUCUACAACAAUACGAAUCAAAAAGUAACAACCGCGCCCUCGGUCAGCUUCGCGAGUAGCGGCACAACGGAAACCGGUCCAGCGUUUCUGGUAGACGACAGUAGUACUGCUCUAUGGAUCACAAACUUGACCUCUGCCUAUCACGGACCACGCAUCCGACGGGGUUUGAAACUUUUGGGUGGACGCUCUCAGGUUCUGCUUCAGGAUGAGAUCCAAGGGGCUGCGCAUACUAGCCAAUGGAGAAUGCAUACGAGAGCUGAUAUAGUGACACAGGAAGGUGGCAAACGAGCUCUUUUGACGAUGAACGGAAAGAGAAUGGGUGUUAUCCUUCAAAGUCCGGCCAUAGCAGCAUUCCAUAUUAUGGAUGCCGUACGUUCCCCGAUCGACCCCCAACUCCCGCCAGGUGAAACAGACGCCCCAAACCCAGACGUGCGGGUCCUAUGUGUGGACAUUCUUCCUGGCCAUCACACAGUCGCGAUAAUAUUUGUGCCGAUAUGGGAUUUUGAAAGAGAAUUUGAUAUGCCACCCCUGAUUCAAUUGAGUGGUUGGAAUUUAACAUCUCAUUUACCUACAUAG